Morus notabilis is the source of this 1926-nucleotide messenger RNA. Its product is annotated as tyrosine-specific transport protein. Lineage: Eukaryota; Viridiplantae; Streptophyta; Magnoliopsida; Rosales; Moraceae. The record is from RefSeq and is a predicted model, not a curated record. Gene Ontology annotation, biological process: amino acid transmembrane transport. Bases 7 to 1551 code for a protein of 514 amino acids. The transcript is spliced from 8 exons.
UCUCUAAUGGAUUCACAGCUCAUGACUUCCCCAACCUGUUUGCAAUCCAAAAGGCAGAGACAUAAUUCAAUCACAAAACCAUCAUGGCUUCAUCAAAAGACCACAAGAGAUGGCAUCAAAUUUCACAUCAUUAAGUAUCAUUCUUGUUACUUUCGUGAUAAUCAGCAGCAGAAACCAAAGAAGAAGAAGUCAGUGCUUGUUAAAUCUUCUGCAGAAAAGGCAAAGAAUAAUGAUCUUGUACCAUUGAAAGAAGAUCAUGUUGAAGUAGUUGCUGAGAAGAAAGGAAGUAUUGCUGGUGCAGUUGCUUUGAUAAUCGGCACCAGUAUCGGCUCAGGGAUUCUUGCACUUCCUCAGAAAGCUUUACCAGCUGGAUUGGUUCCGAGUUCCGUAACUUUGAUAGUAUGUUGGGCUUUUCUUCUCAUUGAAGCCCUUUUGCUUGUUGAGAUCAAUGUGAACUUGAGGAGAAGAAAACGGAAGAAAGAAGAAGAGAUGUCUGAUUUGGAGGUUAUUUCCAUAAGAACAAUGGCUCAAGAGACUCUUGGGGACUUCGGUGGUACUUUGGCCACUUUGACUUAUGUUUUCUUGGGCUACACUUCAAUGGUUGCUUACAGUUCAAAGUCAGGGGAAAUCCUCUUUCAUUUGAUCAAUCUUCCAGCUCCUGUAUCAGGCUUCAUUUUCACUUCCAUUCUCACCAUGCUCAUUUACCUGGGUGGGACACGGGCAAACGAUCAAGUUAACCAACUGCUCGCUCUUUCCAUGACAGGUUUACUAGUAGUGAUAGAGGUGUUAGCAGUUGUUUCUGGAGGGUGGUCAGGACUUGACGGAAGUGGAGAUUGGGGAAAAGUCCCUGCUACACUACCUGUGAUAAUCUUUUCUUUGGUGUACCAUGAUAUAGCACCAUUUCUUUGUGCUUAUCUGGGCAGUGAUCUCACAAGACUAAGGAUCUCACUUUUCCUUGGUAGUCUUGUUCCAUUGAUAGCACUACUUGUUUGGGAUGCCAUUGCCCUUGGCCUCUCUGCCAGCGGCGACCAAAUCGUUGACCCCGUCGACUUGCUUGUGAGUGAGAGAUGGAGUGGUGUUUCAUACAUGGUUGAAGCUUUCUCACUCCUCGCAAUUGGAACGUCACUGAUCGGAACUCUUCUGGGAUUCUCCGAGUUUUUCAAGGAGCAACUGUCUAAAAUCUAUCUGGAUUCUGCUUCAACACCAAUGCUUCAAAGAAAGGACAUGCUUUUUGAACUCAGAGAAUGGUGGGGAAAGCAUAAGAUCAGUUUCACAGCGAUGUUGGUGGCGGUUGUUCCAUCUCUUUUCUUGUCAACUGCUUUUCCUGACGCUUUCUCCGCAGCCACAGAUAUUGCUGGAGGGUACUGUAUGACAAUGUUGUAUGGAAUUCUGCCACCAGCAAUGGCAUGGGCAAUGCACAGCAAAGAGAAAGAGGACUCCGAGUGGAAGAUAUUAUCGAAAGCAAGGCCUGUGCUUGUUGGGGCUGGACUAUUUGCUUGUGCAAUAGUUGCUGAGCAAAUCCUAUUGGAUAUUCUUUUACUACAAUCCUAGCUUGGACAUAAUAACAAGAUUUCUUAUUCACAUGAAUGCUCAACUUUCUAUUCUGGAGCUACUCUUGCGAAUUCAGAGAAUUUUUGCCGGCACUUCCGCAUAACCUUCAAGGAAUCUCCUCUCUAUAUUGAAGAAGCUCUCAGCUUAACCAGACCCCAGAAGAAGUCUUCUUCCUUUUUGUUUUUAUUGAGGUGUAGGACUCACAAUUAAGGCAACGUUUAUUGUUGGGAAGGCUUUUUUACCCUAUUGGUAAGUAGUCAUAAUUAAAGCACCCUUGAUUGUUGAAUAAGAAUAAUUUAGUAAGAAGGCAAAUAGUGAGCCAUUGAAGACAUGCUUUUUUGGCUUUGCUUAAUAUUGUUUCUGGUGAUGAGUUCA